This is a messenger RNA of Alosa alosa (allis shad), 2330 nucleotides long. RefSeq names its product Pim-2 proto-oncogene, serine/threonine kinase (gene pim2). The coding region runs from base 178 to 1107 and encodes 309 amino acids. NCBI's taxonomy places the organism in Eukaryota, Metazoa, Chordata, Actinopteri, Clupeiformes, Clupeidae. Gene Ontology annotation, cellular component: cytoplasm. Gene Ontology annotation, molecular function: ATP binding; protein serine/threonine kinase activity. The transcript has 7 exons. Gene Ontology annotation, biological process: negative regulation of apoptotic process; regulation of mitotic cell cycle; protein autophosphorylation. The record is from RefSeq and is a predicted model, not a curated record.
GCGCUCACUAUUCUGACAUGUGUUUCCAUCGUGAACAUUGCACCAACGUCUUCGUGAAUUUAAAUGGAGCUCUGGUGGAUUAACUAGACUGAAGUUGGUCGAACUUGGAUGUUAUCUUGAAACUACCUUCGGUUUGUGUAUUUAUUUUUUUUCAAAAUUGUAAAGGGCCGAACAAAGAUGUUGGACAACCGCAUUGUCGAUAUCCAUUUGGAACAAGCAGAGGAUCUAAGGGGCAAACAUGGCAAAGAGCCCUUUGAGACGCAAUAUCAGCUUGGUUUGCUGCUGGGGAGCGGUGGUUUCGGGUCUGUCUUCGCUGGCCAGCGCAUCUCAGACGGCUUGCAGGUGGCGAUCAAACAGAUAUCCUCUGAUAGAGUACAGCAGUGGGCAAGACUGCCUGAUAACCCAAACCUUGUUCCCAUGGAGAUUGCUCUGCUUCUGCGUCUGGGGGGUGAAACAAACUCAGGCAAAACUCAUAGUGGGAUCAUUCGGAUGCUGGAUUGGUUUGAGCUGCCAGGACGUGGGUUUCUUAUUGUCUUUGAGAGGCCACAGCCCUGCCAGGACCUCUUUGACUACAUCACAGAGCGAGGAUGUCUGGAAGAGCACAUUGCCCAAAGGUUUCUGAGACAGAUAGUGGAAGCUCUGCAGUUCUGUGAAUCCCGGGGGAUUGUACACAGGGACAUAAAAGAUGAGAAUGUGCUUGUGGACACCCGCACCAGAAACAUCAAAAUUAUUGACUUUGGAUCUGGUGCUCUCAUCAAAGAAAGUGAAUACAUAGAUUUUGAAGGUACAAGAGUCUACAGCCCUCCUGAGUGGAUACUGCACCACAACUACCAUGCCAGGCCUCUCACUGUGUGGUCACUUGGAGUACUCCUCUUUGACAUGGUCUGUGGCGACAUCCCUUUUGAAAGGGACAGAGAGAUUGUGCAGGCCAAUCCCAGUUUCACUAAACGCAUCUCAAAAGAGUGCCAGUCAUUAAUUCUAUGGUGCCUAUCAUAUAGGCCAGAAGACAGACCAAGUUUAGAAGACAUCUUGCUGCAUCCUUGGAUGGAGACUUCUGAGGAUAUUGUAGACUUGUCAGAGGAACAAAACAUCACACCAAGCCUCUAAUUUCUGGAUAACUUUGGGCGGUCAGAGAAACGUCACAUGUCCAGCUUCUCAUUUUGUCCUCACUGACUGUUACUUCUGUGAGUUACACUGUGCCAUAGGAUUGUUUGGGCCUAGCACAAUGUGGAGGGUUAUCUUAGAUGUUACUUUAUUUUGUAGUAAUGUUAAACAAUUGUGGAAAUCAGAAGAUUCUUUAUUUAUUAGGGAGUUUAUUAUGUUACUAUUUAUUUUCAAAAUGGAAUGUUAUUUAUUGAUCUAAGGCAUGGACACGUUUCUGAUACCUCCCAUUGUACUCCAAAUGCAGGCCAAGAAUGUUGGCAUUUAUUUGCCCUAAGACCAAAACUGAUACUUAAGACCUGGUUUUACAGGCAGUUGUAUCUAAAGGAUUUUUCACCUUGUUUUAAGAGGUAACAAAGACCAGGGAUCCAGUUUCCAAUUCCCACCUCACAUAACAAUAAGACAGAGCACUACUGAACCACUUUAAAAGACCUGAAGUACGUUAGGGCUUGGGAGUGGCAUCACUAGACUUAAAAAGAGGUUUGUGUUUCUCCUGAAAAGCUUUGAGGUUGUUUCUUUUUCAAACUACAAUGUUUUGUUCAUGCAACAUCAACAGCUAACCUAUAGGAUUUCUUUCCCUUCCAAAAUUUAAAUUGUCAAUACUAAAGAAGGAACCUUAAACAAGGAGUCAUUAACCCAGGGCUAAGAAUGGUCUACAUGGCCAUCAAGUGUGUAAUACAUAUCUGUGUAUCAGCAAGUUCAAUUUCAAACAGAACUUAAUGUAUAUUUGAUCAGAUGUCUUUCUUUAGGUUGGAUAAGUUACAGAUUUAUUUGAUCAAUAUCACAUAUACAAGACUCCUGGGAGUGAUGUGUUCAGUGGAUAAACCCCCAUUAAAACAUAUAUCAUAUUUAUGUUUGAAUUGCAAUGGGUUGACAUUUUUUAAAGUCCUGUUUAAUUUGUGCUUCAACUAUUUGUUUGAUAGAAGUGCCUGUUAGCCCAGAUGCUUGGGAAGUUGGAAGGAAUUGAACAAAAGCAAUGUCACCCUUAAGUUAUUUUUGAAAAUCUGGGCUGUUUAGCCUGGGUUGCAACAGCUUUUCGUUAAUACUUGUGUAUUGUUUACUGUAAUUUGUUUAGGGAAUGUUAUUUAUUUCAAAUAAGAUUUUCACCUGAAUGUCUAUACACUGUAUAUACAAUGUUUGUAAAUAAAACAAUAUUUGUCACUAACUAA